AUGACCAUAACUAUACGAAAAACAAUACACGUUCUAAGACCCGCCGCCGCCGGAGAAGACUCACUGGAGAAGACCUCCCCACCCCCCCACCCCGAGAAGACCCACCGCUGCGCCAAGAAGAAAAGGAACCUCCCCACCAGGAUCCGCCUCAGCACCUCCUCCGCCGACAGCGGCUGGUUCAGCAGCGAAGGCGCCGCUACCGUCGCCGACCAGGAAACCAAAACUCUAGUCUCCUCCUUCCUGGGAUCCUCCUCUGUGCUCUAUCCUAUCCGAGAAAUGCAGCUCUUCUCCAAUUCAAACCCUAGAAACCCUCACCGGCGUAGCAGGAGAUCGAGAUCAUCAUCCACGAAGCGGGCGCCGGCGAGGUUGUCGGUGUUCAAGAAGUUGAUAUCGUGCACGGUGGGGGGGAAGGUGAAGGAGAACUUCGCGAUCGUGAAGAAGUUAGAAAAUGUCAGAAUCGGGUUAAAAAUGUUGAACGUUUAA
Messenger RNA from Salvia splendens (bonfire salvia), 483 nucleotides. RefSeq lists its product as uncharacterized. The transcript is spliced from 2 exons. Bases 1 to 483 code for a protein of 160 amino acids. The record is from RefSeq and is a predicted model, not a curated record. NCBI's taxonomy places the organism in Eukaryota, Viridiplantae, Streptophyta, Magnoliopsida, Lamiales, Lamiaceae.